Messenger RNA from Choloepus didactylus (southern two-toed sloth), 2898 nucleotides. Its product is annotated as CD5 antigen-like. The record is from RefSeq and is a predicted model, not a curated record. NCBI's taxonomy places the organism in Eukaryota, Metazoa, Chordata, Mammalia, Pilosa, Megalonychidae. Gene Ontology annotation, cellular component: membrane.
AUCCGUCAGAUCAGAAUUUUCAUUCAACCUCUGCUCCUGGGGUUGAUUACAAGUUCUGGGGAAUUUAUACAAGGAUGAGGCAAGGCAGGCGGUGGGAAAUCUGGUCCUCAGAUGCCAUGGUCUAUUCAUGCUGGCAUCUGAGCAGAUGAUGCAGUCUCUGUUGGCAUUUGUUAAGCUCUGUAUAUCUCAAAAGCCCAGAGACCACCAGUCCAAACGUGACCCCUCCAAGUGCACCAGAAGUCGCUCAGCCAAGUGACCCACCCAGGCUAACUGCCCUAUUCCGUGGAGGCAGCAAAUGCAGCUCUUCUCUCGGCCUCUUUGGGGCUGCAGGAGACUCAGUGGGGUUGCCUCAAGCCUACUAAAUAUAAGCUCCUAAAGGCAGCAGCGCCAUCAUCUUGUUCGUUACUGUUCUCUGCGUUCAUAAAACAAUCCCUGUGACGUAGCAUGUGUUCAACACAUCUUUUUCCCCGAGGGGCUCUUUGUUCCCUGGGGUCCCCAUACUGCCACCUCUACUCUACUCUGUGUCCCGGUAGGAGGGAGAGACUUUCUGUUUUUCUUUGCUCCCUCCCUGCCCCCUCACCCCUAGUUCUAGCCAGGAAUCAGAACCAAGUCCUGGAUUCCUCAAAACUUAUCUGGAGGCUCUGUGGAGCCUCUUUCCUAUUCCCAACCUACCCUCAGUGAAUCCCCUACAUCAGGGAUUGGGGCUUUGAGACUCUGGCUCUUCCCUUGCCCUGAGCUGGGUGCUUGAGCAUGGGAAAAUGUCAUAGGAAGCAUCAAGGAUGGGUAGGGGUGGGUCACUGAUAGUAGGAGAGAGACGGGUUGUUCAAUUUGGGAGCCCAGAUUAUACGUAAACCCUCUGCCUCAAUCUGGCUGCCAUGGGGAGAAAGUUGUGAAGAAAGAACACAGCAGUUAUCAACUCGAAGUUGUCCUUCUGGCCUGGAGCUUCCACCCGUUGACCACGUCACCAUAGAGGAUCAUUUUCCUUAUCAGUGAAAUAGUGGGAGGAUUUCUAGUUGCCCUUUUGUUUCUGACCACCAAAGAUUCUAAGCACUCUGCUGGCUCUUCAGUCAACUUCCUUUCUUCAUCUUCAAACUGAAAAUCCAACAGUCUUAUGUGGGUACCUCUAGCUGGAGUUUUUUGGUAGAGUCAAAUUAGGGGCAUAGCAGAAUCAGAACUCAGAGCUGGAGUCCUGCAGAUCUUCUUCCUCCCUUUUCCUUUUACGCUCCCCUUUCCCCUCUCCCUUAACUCUCCGAGUCUUCUGUGACUGGUGGAAGCCGCCACAAGUUGACUGAACAUAUCCUUGAGUACCCUCUGGGCUACUCUCAUGUCUCCAGUAAUAUCCCAUCUCUCUGCAGAGUCUUCAUCCAGUGUGCGACUGGUGAGCGGCCCCCACCACUGUGAAGGGCGGGUGGAAGUGAAGCGGGAUGGUCAGUGGGGCACGGUGUGUGAUGAUGAGUGGGACUUGAACGAUGUGGCUGUGGUAUGCCGGGAGCUGGGCUGUGGAGCUGCUGUGGAGCUGGGCUGUGGAGCUAGUGGUGAAAUAUAUAAGCCACUGGCAGAAGAAAUGCAACCAAUUCUCAUCAGCGAGGUCAAGUGCAAUGGGACGGAGGACACACUGGCUCAGUGUGGACAAGAAGAUGAUGUCUAUGAUUGUUCUCACAACGAAGAUGCAGGAGCAUCAUGCGAGAUCCCCGAGACGGUGCGGCUGGUUGGGGGCCCUGGACGCUGUGUAGGAAGAGUGGAGGUGAAGCACCGGGACCAGUGGGGCACUGUAUGCCAAGCAGGUUGGAACCUCUCUGCUGCCAAGGUGGUGUGCCAGCAGCUGGGAUGUGGAAAGGCCAUACUGACCCGGACAUACUGUGACAAGGCUUCCCAUGGCCAAGGGCCCAUCUGGCUGAGCCAGGUGUCAUGCACAGGACAAGAACUAACCGUUCUAGGCUGCCAUUCUGAGCCUUGGGGGAAGAAUAACUGCACCCAUGAGGAAGACACGUGGGUCCAUUGUGAAGAUCCCUUUGAACUGAAGCUGGAAGGAGGAGACAACCACUGCUCCGGGCGCCUGGCAGUGCGGCACAAGGGCACGUGGGGCUCUGUCUGUGAUGAUGGCUGGGGAGAAAAGGAAAACCAGGUGGUAUGCAGGCAACUGGGCUGUGGGAAGCCCCUCUCUCUUUCUCCUAAAGCCCGGAAACCCUUUGGCCCAGGGGUUGGACACAUCUGGCUGGAUGACGUUCAUUGCUCAGGAAGGGAGCGAUCCCUGGAGAAAUGCCGGCACCGGUUUUGGGGGCAUCAUGACUGCACCCACAACGAAGAUGUGGCUGUGAUCUGUUCAGCAAAGGACUCUGACUUUCCUGGUGCCUGACCUGGCCCCUGCUGCUCCCUGAGUGUCCCCUGCUUGUUCCCAUGGGCCCUGAUUAUCCCUGUGCUCAUGCCGGGCUGCAGGCUUCAGCCACCCCUUCCUCACCCCCUCAGUAGAAAUGCUUAAGGCUUGUGUUCUCAACCAAGCACCCCCAUGACUGCCUGGAGACAUGAGAUGUGAGGGAAGAAAUGGAAAUCUUUUGCUGGGAAAGAUGAGUUUCUAGUUGCCCUCUCCUCUCUGCGGACCCCUCAGCCCUGGCUCUGGCCUUGCCUGUGUCUUCCCAACUUGCCUGAGACCCAGGCCUGUCACUAUGAUCAGAUGUCCUGGCCAUUACUAAGGCAAGUUCUCGGUCUGUAGACAAGAUGAAAGGAAUGAAGUAACAAAAGGAACAUUUGAAAGGAAAUGUGGGUAGGCAAUUUCAUGGAACUUGGGGUAAACUUAGUCUUUUUGAACUCUUUUCCUCAAGACUUGGGUGAUCACAACAAUUAGUAAUACCUCCCUACCCUGUUUUUCCUUGCUGACAAUAAAACAUUCUUCAAGGAGCA